Molecule: messenger RNA, 768 nt
Organism: Emericellopsis cladophorae
Lineage: Eukaryota; Fungi; Ascomycota; Sordariomycetes; Hypocreales; Bionectriaceae
Exons: 2
Coding region: 1-768 (255 amino acids)
Cellular component (GO): cytoplasm; membrane
Source: RefSeq, a predicted model, not a curated record
AUGACUUGGGAACUCACCAAGCGUCGCAUUGAGCGCACCGUCAACCAGAAGUUCAUCUUUGGCAGAAUUCCUCUCCUUCACACCAUUAUACUUUUCAUCGAAAUGGCUCUCGUCGCUCGCCUGACGGCCAGGUACAAUGCCUACUACGAUGAACGGCCCGUGAUGACUAUGAUGGUCACGAACGCCAUUCUCGGUGGCAUUGCAGACACGGUCGCUCAAACCAUCACAUCCUACACCUUACGCGCCAACCAAAAGUUGGAUGGCAUCUCGAAGCGCGACGACAUCUCAAUCGAAAUUUCCGAUCUCGACCGCAAAGCCUCCUACUACGAGAAAGAAUUCCUCCCUGGCCAGCAACCCCCCCCGCCAUUCGACUUUGAGCGUCUGACGCGUUUCAUGGCGUACGGUUUUUGCAUGGCCCCGGUCCAGUUCAAAUGGUUCCAGUUCCUGGGCCGCGUCUUCCCGAUCAGCAAGACCAGUGCUUUCGGGCCAGCGAUGAAGCGCGUCGCAUUCGACCAGCUCAUCUUCGCCCCGGCCGGUCUGCUGGUGUUCUUCACCACAAUGACGGUCGCCGAGGGAGGUGGCCGUCGCGCGAUCAGCCAGAAGUUGCGCGACAUGUACAUCCCCACUCUCAAGGCCAACUACAUUGUGUGGCCGGCUGUGCAGAUUGUCAACUUUCGUUUGAUGCCUGUGCAGUUCCAACUGCCAUUCGUCUCGACCGUUGGUAUUGCCUGGACUGCCUACCUUUCGCUGUCGAAUAGCUCGGACUAA